Messenger RNA from Prunus armeniaca (apricot), 1782 nucleotides. NCBI's taxonomy places the organism in Eukaryota, Viridiplantae, Streptophyta, Magnoliopsida, Rosales, Rosaceae. The record is from the annotation of a GenBank genome assembly.
AUGGAAAGAAGUUCUCAAACUCCUGUCAUUAACACAUCUCUCACCAACCCAAAUGAAAGUCCUAGUCCUAUACCUACCACUGCUACCACUGCUACCACUGAGCCAUUAGUUCAAGGGGGAACAUCUACACUUCCCUCAAUUCCUAAGAAGAGAAUACCCAUUAGGAAACCAUUGGAGGUUUGGAAGCAUUUUACUAAGGACACGGUUGAACCGGGGUGUGAUAUAGGACCUAGAGCUUCUUGCAAUUAUUGUCAUCAAUCUUAUGCAUGUGAUCCGGUAAGAAAUGACACAUCUACAUUAUUACAACAUUUGAAAGUUCAAUGCACGGGGGGUUCUCCAUUGAAAGAGGACAACAAACAAAAGGUUCUUUCAUUUGAUAAGGGAGGCUUAGUUUCACAUACAUAUAGCACAGAGAGAAGUAGACUUGCUUGUGUGAAGAUGAUAAUAAUUGAUGAGCAUCCUUUUAGGCAUGUGGAAGGGAUUGGGUUUAACUUUUUUGUGAAAGAGCUACAACCUAGAUUUGAUCCACCUUCUCGUAGGACCAUUGCUAGAGAUGUUUGGUCUCUCUUUCAAGAAGAAAAGGCAAAACUCAAGAGUGUCAUAUCUCAAAAUUCACAAAGAGUCUCUCUGAACAUGGACACUUGGACUUCACUACAAAAUUUGAAUGAUUCAAUCAAGAGUAUUAUGAAAGCUUGUAUGUAUACAAGAUCCUCACCAUCUCGAUUGGACAAGUUUAGGCAAUGUUUGAUGUUGCAAAAGAUUGAUAUCAAAGGUCUUUUACCUUUGGAGUGUAAAACAAGGUGGAAUUCAACCUAUGGCAUGUUAGAGGCUGCCUUAAAAUUGCAAAAAGGUUUUGAGAGGUUGGAGAGAGGAGGACUCAAACUUUGCAUCUUACCUUUGGAAAGAGAACACACCUUAGACACGUGGGGUCUUAGUGCUUAUGAGACGGUAACUUCCCAUGUAGCCUUUCAUGAAAUAUGCUCUAUUGUUGAUCUCUUGAAGAAAAUGAUGAUAAGUGAGGAUCCUUUUAUGAAAAAGGUGGACAUUUCAAUGAAAUCCAAGUAUGACAAGUAUUGGGGUAAUAUUAGGGAAGUAAACCAACUCUUAAUAGUGGUUGUAGUUCUUGAUCCCCGUUACAAAGUGGAUUACGUCCACCUUAGCUUUGGUGAUUUGGAAGAGGAUGCUUCCAAAGUUAAUGAGAUGAUAAGUGGGGUAAAGGAUCUUGUAAUGAAGUUGUACGAGGCGUACAAGAAAGAAGAUCCAGUUGCUGCCCAAGCUUAUGUGGAGGCUAAUUUCGAAAGUAUUGUUGACAGUGAUGACAGGCUUGAAAAUUUUAUGAGAUCAAGAAAAGAGAAACAUGUGGUUCAAAUUGGGAAUGAUGUUGAUAAAUAUUUGUUGGAGCCUCCCGAGAAUCCUAAAAAUGCUGGGUUUAAUUUGCUGGAUUGGUGGAAAGAAAACUGUCCAAGGUUUCCGGUCCUAUCUAAGGUUGCAAAGGAUAUCUUUGUUGUCCCUGUGUCAAGUGUUCCAUCAGAGGUUGCCUUUAGUGCUGGGAAAAGAGUUGUCGAUCCUUUUCGGGCUUCUUUGACUCCAAAAACAGUGGAAACCCUUAUAUGCACCAAUGACUGGUUAAUGGCUGCUGGCUUUAACUUCAACAAAGAACUGACUGAAGAUGAAUUGGAAUUUUACAUUACUUUGGAGAAAAUGGAGAAAGAAAUGGAAACAUUGCAAAUGGUUGGAAAAGAAAACAUAUUUACCAAUCAUUUUGUCUCUACCUUAAAUUGA